CUCGAUGAACUUUCGGAUCCAUCCAUGUCGAUGUCCAAGCUAUUAAUAAUAAAUAGCAGCUCUGUUCCGAUAUGUGUGCAUGAGGUAUAGUAUUGAAGUCGUGCAACAAGAAGCAAGGGCAACACACCUGCACACAGUGCAUCAAUUGCCACUGCAGCAAGUGUUGAGUUCACGGGUUGCCAGCUGAGUGAGUACACCCGGCAGUACACUGCUUUGCUAUGGAAGCUGACAGGAGAUCGGAUGUGAAAGCCCCUCCAUUGACAGAAAUUUUCGGUCAAGGGGAUCAUGGUUACGAUACGUUCAGAAUUCCUGCUAUUGUCUACAACCGCCGGACUUUUCUGGCCUUUUGUGAAGCUAGGAAGAGUUCAUUCCGUGACUGGGGAAGCAUCAUGGAUUUGGUUCUACGGAGGGGAAUAUUGAAAGAUGAUGAAGUGAUAUGGGGCGAUAUUCAAGUCAUAGCGUCCAUCCCUGAAUACAGAGCAAUGAACCCUGUGCCCAUAGUCAACAAAAGGAAUAACAGCAUAGUUGUAGUCUUCGUUGCAUUCCCUCAGGACCUCUCUGAAGCUGACCUUAUCAAAGGCCAGGAGUACAAGCAGAAAGUCCUGGUAACCAAGUCUAGAGAUAAUGGGUUGACAUGGAGCAAGCCACGUGAUAUCACAGAGACAACAUUAGGAAUGAUGGAUCCCCGUCCCCAUAUAUAUGCAUCAGGCCCAGGGCAUGGAAUUCAGUUGAGUUCAGGACGGCUGGUUAUUCCUGGCAAUGUGUUCUGGAAACCACCACAUGAACCUGGCUUCCUUUCAGAGCUCAAACACAAGAUUCUGGAGUUCUUUGAUUGUUUCUACAAUGCCCAGUGUCGUUCCAUGGUGAUAUACAGUGAUGAUGGAGGAGAAACAUGGGAGCGGGGAGGCAGUGUACCAGCUGCUUUUGAUCAGGAUGGACAGCUAGUAAAUGCCAAUGAAUGCCAGGUGGUUGAGUUUGAUGAUGGCAGGGUUUACAUCAACAGCAGAACCCUGGGUGUUCAGUCACCACGGCAACAAGCUUUCAGCCAAGAUGGCUGCUUGACCUUUAACCCUGGAGAGCUGGCCACUCAGCUUCCUGAACCUGGACACACCCUGACCAAAUGGAUUCCUUCAGUUCGUAACUUUGGUGGAUGCCAGGCCAGCAUUUUUGGUUUUCGUGCUCCCCGUAAUGUGCCACCAGAGGCGUACGACACUGGCACAUGGAUCCUGUUCUCUAACCCCGCUAGCACGGAGACGCGUGUCAAUAUGUCAGUGCGCCUCAGUCGCAACGGGUGCCGGACAUGGAGUACCCCUUGGCAGCUGAACUCUGGGGCCAGUGCUUACUCAGACCUGGUUGGCUAUGAGACGCGCAGCAAUGAUGGGACACCAGUAAUGAACUUUGCUUGUCUGUACGAAUGUGGAAGUUUACACCCUUACGAGAGGAUUGUGUUCCAGACCUUCUCUCUGGCAAAGAUAAUGGAGGGCAUCGGCAUGGCAACCAAAGCUGAUCCCAACCAUCAUAUCCCAGAAAGUAGAGCAGAUACGCAAGAUUAACUCAUAUUUCAAAAAUUGUAAUUUGCUUUUUUCUGUGUAGCACAUUGUAUUUUUAAAAAUGACAGUCAUCCUCAACAGUGUCCAUGUCUUUGGAUGUUUUUCAGAAAAUGUCAUUGGUUUCUAUUAGCUGCAUAAGAAUGCAGUGUUUUGAUCCAAGAGUUUAUUACUGUAGCACGUUUACAAGCUUUUAUCAAGUGAACAAAUGUUUUAAGAGUUUAUCCAAAACUGUAACAUUCCAGAUUUGUUCUUACUUUGCCUUUACAGUACUGCUUUUAUUCAGUUAGAGUACUAUAUUUAGGAUAUUUAUAUUUCUUUGCUGUUUCUGAAAUAUUUGCAGCUCUCAUUUGAAUCAUUGAAAAGGAUUUGACUUUUUUCAGUCCUUCACUGUCUGAUGUUUGUGCUUUUGUAAAAUGUAAGUUUUAGUGGAUAGGAAAUGUCCUUUUUUUCAAGGUUUUCCAUAUUUGAAGAGUUUGACUUGCUUUAGUUUGCUGAUGUGACUUACCGUGUAUAAUUAGAUAAAUUCUUGAGCUGAGGCCUGGUCUGUGAGACACAGAUACAAUUUGUGCAACCUCAUUCUCAUUUUGUGAAGCAGGUUACAAACUUCUGCAUAUAACAUUCAUAACAAUCCUAUACACUUCAUAAUGUACUCAGCAUCACAGAGUAUACCCAGUACCUGCACAUCAAUGUACAAAAUGUUUGUAGCAUGGAAAAACACAUACUUCUUGAGGGCAACAUUACACCUUUGUGCCACACCGCUGUCUAAAACAGUUCUAUUUUGUUCUAUUUUGAAAUGUAAAGUUUAACAAUAAUAUGAUUGUAGACCCUUUAUAUAAUGUUCGCAGAGGUGAUAACCGUGUUCAGGACUUCCUGAGGAAGUGCCCUGUAAGCAUAAUGUCCAUCUCUAAGCUUGACCCGAAGUUUAUAGCUUUGUAUAGCUUAAAGAUGAAGCGAACAGCCAAAAACAAUGUUUUGGAGUGAAGUUUGGCUGUGCUGUGGACAGCCUCAAGAAGCAGAAUAUAUUUGUCUCCACUUUAGUAGUAAAGGAUUGUAGAUUUCGUCAUCACUGAAUCACACUGGAAGUUCUAGACAUUUAUGUAUUAACACCACUCCAAAGCAGUCCAAUACUGUUCAUCUCUGACAUCUGUUUACCCUGGUGCUUCAUUGAAUCAAAAUGGAUACAAUUAAACAUUUUUGUUCCUGGCCCUUUCACAGGUUCACAAAAAGGGGCUUGCCGUGAGGGUCUUGCACCUCUGAAGCCCAGGUACAAUUCCCGACUCAGUCCACAUGUAGAUUGGGUUUUCAGUCCCUACAUGUACCUGACUCCAUGGCUUUUACCCAGAAUAUUCCUCUUGGGUUUUC
Messenger RNA from Acanthaster planci (crown-of-thorns starfish), 2912 nucleotides. RefSeq names its product sialidase-3-like. The record is from RefSeq and is a predicted model, not a curated record. Gene Ontology annotation, cellular component: intracellular membrane-bounded organelle; membrane; cytoplasm. Gene Ontology annotation, biological process: ganglioside catabolic process; oligosaccharide catabolic process. NCBI's taxonomy places the organism in Eukaryota, Metazoa, Echinodermata, Asteroidea, Valvatida, Acanthasteridae. Gene Ontology annotation, molecular function: exo-alpha-sialidase activity.